Molecule: messenger RNA, 1044 nt
Organism: Moesziomyces aphidis
Lineage: Eukaryota; Fungi; Basidiomycota; Ustilaginomycetes; Ustilaginales; Ustilaginaceae
Source: the annotation of a GenBank genome assembly
AUGUCACUCGUCGACCAACCUGCGACAUAUCAAGCUUUCCGCCGGUCAGCCGAUGGCAAGGCAAUCCAACGGACCACGGAAGCCAUGCCGAGAGCCCUUGGCUCGAAGGAGUUGCUCAUCAAGGUCAACGCAGUCUCUCUCAAUUACCGUGAUGUCGCCAUGCUGCUCGGGACUUAUCCCGUUCCAUGCCUUGAUAACGGUAUCCCGUGCUCCGACGCUUCCGGUACUGUUGUUGCCACCGGAAGUCAAGUCAAGACUUUCAAGGUCGGCGACGCUGUCUCACCAAUUUUUCAUCAGUUGGACACGGACAAGAAAGAGGUCAAUCCUGGCGGUGAAGUCGACGGUGUACUCCGAGAGUAUUUGGUGUGCCAAGAGGACCACCUUGUUCUCAACCCAGCCCACCUCACAGACGAGGAAAUCAGUACGGUGCCGUGUGCCGGUGUCACGGCCUGGACUGCCUUGAACUGUGAUUUGCCAUCCAAGGAAGUCCAUUCGGCGCUAUUGCAAGGUACUGGAGGCGUGAGCAUGUUUGCUUUAUUGAUUUGUCUGGCCCGCGGCAUCAGCCCAAUCAUCACAUCGUCAUCGGACGAGAAACUCAACGCCAUCGCUAAGCUCGGUCAAGAAGGCGAGAUCAGGACGAUCAACUACAAGACGCAUAGUAAUUAUGACGUCGAGGUUCUAAGACUGACCGACAACGUUGGUGUUGACGUUGUUGUCAACAAUGUAGGCAUCACGUCGAUCGAGACCUCAUUGCGAUCCCUUCGAAGGCGCGGAACCAUAUCUCUUGUCGGUUUCCUUGGAGGGAUGGAGGUCGACGCCCAGCCCCACAUCUACGAAGGCAUUCUGCUCAAAUCGUGCACUAUGAGAGGUAUUGCAGUGGGUAGCAGGCAAGAUCACCAAUCGCUUCUUCGUUUCCUGCAAGAGCGCGAUGUCUAUCUCAAGACGAUGAUUGGCAAGAUCUUCCCUUUCGAACAGGCUUCUGACGCUUUCGAGCUGAUGAUGUCCGGAUCGAACGUCGGUCAAAUCGUGAUCAAGAUCAACUGA